GUGAGAUACAACAGACUGACAGAGACAGAAGAGUAGACAGAGAGACAGAGGACUGAAGGAGAAGAAGUCGAAGACAAGAGAAGGAAGCUACAGAGGAAACUACGUCACUACAACAGCUGUAUGUCUCUGUUCAUCGUGUCAGUGGUCCUGGUUGUUCUGUGUGUUUUGUGUCGUUCUUUGAUUCCCUGGUUGGUUCAGUCCAACUCCACUCUGGCCCUGUUGUGGUAUGACGUCGUGCUGGAGAUGAUGCUCAACCUCCUGACUGGAACAACACGACCUCAGCGCUUACUUCAGGCCGUCAGCAUAAAUGCAGUCAGAGGUGACCCAGAUAGCGUCAUCAAGGCCAUCGAUCACUUCUGUAAACACUCGGAAUGGGCCAUGAAUGUGGGGGACGAGAAAGGAGCCAUUUUGGACAUGGUUGUCAUGGAAACCUCUCCCUCCACAGUGCUGGAGUUGGGGACAUACUGUGGGUACUCUACUGUCCGCAUCACCAGGUUGUUGCCCCCGGCAACAAAGCUGAUCACUGUGGAGAUGAACCCAGAGUAUGCUCAUGUGGCGCGACAGGUCAUCCAACACGCAGGACUGCAGGACAAGGUGUGCGUGCUGGUAGGUGAGUCGGCCGACCUGAUUCCCAAGAUGUCCGACAUGUUCGGAAUCCAGUCGUUUGACUUUGUUUUCCUCGACCACUGGAAGGAACGCUACCUGCCUGACAUCAAACUGCUGGAGGAUUGUGGUCUGCUGGCUCGGGGCUCGGUGGUCCUGGCUGAUAACGUGGUCUGCCCCGGAGCUCCAGACUACCUGAAUUAUGUCAGAUCCAACCUGAAGUACAGCAGCAGGUUCUACCAGGCUCACCUGGAGUACACCAGAGUCCUGGACGGGUUGGAGAGGUCUGAGUACCAGGGACACUGAGAGGUAGCGAGACAGAGGGACAGACAGACAGACAGACAGACAGACAGACAGACAGACAGACUGAAUCAUCUAUAAAAUGCUGGAUGAGGUAACAAACGUUUCUCUUAAAUAUGUCAAAGGCGGCAGAUUGUUCCCUCAUGCAGACGACUGUAUGAUGUUGACAUCAUUAGAUUAUAUCAGGCUGCAGGCAGAUGUCUGUAUGCUGAUGGUCUUAGACUCCAUGUUAACACAGACUUACGUGUCAUUUCCUUUAAGACAAAGAGCUGAAAACUGUUUCACUGCAGGUCUGAACUCUGUUUGUGAAGGAUGUCCUCCUGUUGGUCGUGUGCAGUCUGGCUGAAUGUUCUGUGUAUCUGUUUGGACCAAAGCUUCUGAUUACUAUAAUGUCAUGGAAGUGUGAGAGGAUGCUGCU
This is a messenger RNA of Chelmon rostratus (copperband butterflyfish), 1321 nucleotides long. It is a transcript of the gene comta, whose product is annotated as catechol-O-methyltransferase a. Gene Ontology annotation, biological process: catecholamine catabolic process; developmental process; dopamine metabolic process. The transcript has 6 exons. The record is from RefSeq and is a predicted model, not a curated record. The coding region runs from base 121 to 909 and encodes 262 amino acids. Lineage: Eukaryota; Metazoa; Chordata; Actinopteri; Chaetodontiformes; Chaetodontidae. Gene Ontology annotation, molecular function: catechol O-methyltransferase activity.